AUGUCUUCCACAAGUGUACAACAGCAUUGGAACUCUGGCAUGCGACACAAUGUAGGUAUGUUAAUGAAGAUGCUGAUGGAAAGUGAAGCAAGAUUAUGUGAUAAUCUUGAAAAUCUGGGCAAGACUGAAAAAGUUCAUCAUGUUGAAGAACCGGCAUCUACCUCUAAUAAACAUGUUGUCAAGUUUCCUAACAAGAAAAAAUCUUUCAAGCGGAAGAAAGGCAACUUCACUAAAAAGGAGUUUGUCAAAAAGAAAAGCUUUGGUUCUUGUUUUGUGUGUGGUAAAAAGGGACAUUAUGCUAAAGAUUGUCGUCACCGCAAGGGACACAAAAAUGAGACCAACAUGAUGAGCACUAAUGAAGACAUGACGGCCAUGCUUACUGAAAUCAACAUGGUCGACAUGGAAGAUGGUUGGUGGAUUGAUUUCGAUGCAACCUGUCAUGCUACUCCCAAUAAGGAUGUUUUUCAUUCUUAUAAUGAAGUUAGUAGUGAAUAA
Messenger RNA from Camellia sinensis, 495 nucleotides. Lineage: Eukaryota; Viridiplantae; Streptophyta; Magnoliopsida; Ericales; Theaceae. The record is from RefSeq and is a predicted model, not a curated record.